Magnolia sinica is the source of this 529-nucleotide messenger RNA. RefSeq names its product NADH dehydrogenase [ubiquinone] 1 beta subcomplex subunit 3-B. Gene Ontology annotation, cellular component: mitochondrion. The transcript is spliced from 2 exons. Gene Ontology annotation, biological process: electron transport chain; mitochondrial respiratory chain complex I assembly. The record is from RefSeq and is a predicted model, not a curated record. Lineage: Eukaryota; Viridiplantae; Streptophyta; Magnoliopsida; Magnoliales; Magnoliaceae. The coding region runs from base 64 to 273 and encodes 69 amino acids.
ACCUCUCAUUUCAUCUCCCACCAACCCUAGAAGAAGAAGGAGAAAGUUAAAAUCGGAGAAGCGAUGGGGAAGCCGCUGGGACCGACGGGUGAGUUCUUCAAGAGGAGAGACGAAUGGCGGAAGCAUCCGAUGCUGGGUAACCAGCUGAGGCACGCCACUCCUGGCCUCGGCAUCGCUAUCGUCGCCUUUGGAAUCUACCUCGUCGGGGAGGCCGCCUACAACAAGUUCUAUUCUCCUCAACCCCACCACUCCUCCAAUUCCCAUUCUCACUGAAAGUUCUUGAUCCAAGGUGCUUGAUGCGGAAAGAAAUGAUAUCUGGGACAGUCUUGGGGGCCGUUUAAUUUCUUUUCCUUUUUUUUUCCCCUUCAAUUCUGGAAAGAUUUGGUAAUCCUCUGAUGGUGCAAUCAUGAAUUAAGCAGAAUCAUGGAUUGUAGUUCUUUACUCACUUGUCAAUAAGUCGUGUGUGGAUCAAAACUGUAUCUACUGGAGUUUAUUGUUGGCUUGUUCUCAGUUGGCGCACUUACUGUCA